GUUUUAAUUGACUCCCCGCCUCUCGCAAUUGAAACAAUAAUCAAAGUCAAGUUUAAGCUAAUAUCUUCUCAGGGAGAGAAUUGAGAUGAAUAUGCAAAUUCAAGCUCACACUUCUCUCUCAUCACCAUUCUUCUCUCCCAUUUCUCCAUUUUCAUUUCAGUUAUUUCCUCGGAAUCAAACGGUUCGGAAAAACCCACGGUUCAUUGUGCGAGCAAGCCCUAAGAAGAUUUCAUUCGGUAAAGAGUGCAGACAGACUUUACAAGCUGGAAUUGAUAAACUCGCUGACGCUGUCUCUCUUACCGUUGGACCUAAAGGGAGAAAUGUUAUUCUUUCUGAAUCUGGAAAGCUUCAAGUAGUUAAUGAUGGUGUUACAAUUGCUCGAUCGAUAGAGCUUUCUGAUGCAAUUGAGAAUGCAGGUGCCAUGCUAAUUCAAGAGGUUGCAAGUAAAAUGAAUGAUUUGGCUGGUGAUGGUACUAGCACUGCUAUAAUUUUGGCUCGAGCCAUGAUUAAAUCUGGACUAUCAGCAGUUGCAUUUGGGGCUAAUCCUAUUUCUUUGAAGAAGGGGAUGGAAAAGACUGUAAAAGAUUUGGUGAAGUUCUUGAAGAAGAGAAGUAUUCCCGUUGAAGGAAGAGAUCAUAUCAAAGCCGUAGCCUCAAUUUCUGCUGGAAAUGACGAGUAUGUUGGUAAUUUGAUUGCUGAAGCUAUAGAGAAGAUUGGAUUUGAUGGGGUAGUCACCAUUGAGUCAUCCUCAUCAUCUGAAACCUCUGUGGUAAUUGAAGAAGGGAUGAAGAUUGAUAGGGGUUACAUGUCUCCUCACUUCAUUACCAACCAGGAGAAAUCCAUUGUGGAGUUUGACAAUGCUAAAGUUUUGGUAACUGAUCAAAAGAUUUCAAGUGUCAAAGAAAUAGUUCCUUUGCUGGAAAAGGCCAUGCAGUUGAGUGCCCCGCUCUUAAUUAUUGCGGAGGAUGUCACGCCACAAGUGAUGGAAACGUUAAUAGUGAACAAAAUGAAAGGAUUACUACAAGUUGCAGCUGUAAAAUGUCCAGGAUUUGGAGAUGGAAAGAAAGCCUUGUUACAAGAUAUUGCGCUCAUGACGGGUGCUGAUUUUCUUUCUGGAGAUUUGGGUCUCACACUUGAAGGUACAACAUCUGACCAGCUUGGUAAUGCACAGAAAGUGACAAUAACCAGUAAGACAGCAACUAUAUUUGCUGAUCCACACACUAAGGCUGAAAUUCAGGCUAGAAUUUUACAGAUUAAGAAGGAUCUUACUGAAGUAGACAAUGCAAACCAUUCGAGGAAACUCUCAGAGAGAAUUGCAAAACUCUCUGGUGGUAUAGCUGUUAUAAAGGUAGGCGCAUACACUGAGCUAGAACUGGAGGAUAGAAAACUGAGGAUUGAGGAUGCUAAGAAUGCUACUUUUGCUGCCAUAAAUGAGGGAAUUGUUCCUGGAGGGGGUGCCACAUAUGUCCACCUUUUGGAUUUGAUACCUUCCAUAAAGAACUCUAUGGAAGAUCUAGAUGAGCAAAUCGGUGCUGAUAUUGUGGCGAUGGCACUUGUAGAACCUGCUAAAUCAAUUGCAGCUAAUGCUGGAGUUGAUGGAGACGUUGUUGUUGAGAAGACUAGAAUGUUAGACUGGAGAAUUGGAUAUAAUGCCAUGACUGGCACAUAUGAAGAUCUUUUGAAUGCUGGAGUAGCAGAUCCAAGUCGGGUUGCAAGAUGUGCUCUUCAAAGUGCAGUCUCCGUUUCUGGCAUAGUUCUAACUACUCAAGCUAUAUUGGUUGAUAAAAUAAAGAAACCCAAGCCACGUGUACCUAUGGUCCCUGGUAUAACUCCCUAAAAUAGAUAAAACAAUUAGUGUUUUGUAAAUAUAGUUGGUCUUCUUCAAUGAUGAAUGCCGUUGGUUGAGUCAGCCUGUGAAUGUCCCUUGGGUUGAUUAGUACUCAGGCAGCAACAAGAAUGCUCUUAUGAAUGGUAAAGUCAGGUAUGAUGAAACCCAUGUAUCGCGAAGCAAUACAAACAAUUAGGAAGUUCAAAGUUACAUAGGGAGUUGAAUAGUGUUAAUGCUUUUUUUUUCCUUCCAAUUUAUCAAUUCAUUUUACAGAUGAAAGUUUUGUUCCAUAGAAGAUAGAAACCUAUAUCUGAUAUAUUCACCAUGUAACUUUAUAAUUUUGCUUUGUCAAGGUCAUGUUUUGGAUUUGUCUAAAAUUUAAUUUGGUCCAUAUGAAUGACUUGUAAGUCUUGAAAUAUU
Messenger RNA from Vicia villosa (hairy vetch), 2248 nucleotides. Its product is annotated as chaperonin 60 subunit alpha 2, chloroplastic. The transcript has 9 exons. Gene Ontology annotation, biological process: protein refolding. Gene Ontology annotation, molecular function: ATP-dependent protein folding chaperone; ATP binding. NCBI's taxonomy places the organism in Eukaryota, Viridiplantae, Streptophyta, Magnoliopsida, Fabales, Fabaceae. Bases 86 to 1837 code for a protein of 583 amino acids. The record is from RefSeq and is a predicted model, not a curated record.